UACGUACCAGAGUUUAAAUCUGAUCUCGAAUAUAUCUCUAAAAUUCUGUUGAAAACUCCAAACCACAUAUCUAAAUAUUAGAUCUGGGGUGACUGAUUUUUCAUGGAGCGUAUGUAACGUUGCGAACAUUUUCAACGCCGCUAUAAAUACUGCAAACCGGACCUACCUCUCAGUAAAACAACCUGCUGAAAAAAUAUUGCGAACGAGAAAACCCUACCUCUCAAAAGAUUAUCUAAAUAACCUAUUGAAGUAACUAAUUUGUGAGAAUAACCUCACUUAUUAAACGAUAAAUAACAAAACGAAAAACAUCUAAACAAGUUUAAUUCUCCCAUCCUCCCAUAAUGAGAAGAUGGGGGAAGGAAUUUUUUUUUGGAAUUGGGGUAUGUGAGAGAGAGAGGGGAGAGAGGCAGCUGCUAGGGUUUGGGUGUAUAGUUAUUACUAUCACUAGUUAUAAAUCGGCCCAUACUUUGCCUUUGGACAUAGAUUUAAUUGUGCAUAUUGUUCAAGCGUUUCUAAUGAAAUUCUCUCUUUUAUUUGUAGCAACAAGAACAUAAACAAAAAUCACCCAUUUCUAAUAAUAAAUUAAAUGGUCCAGUAUGCUUCGGUAAUUCGAUGUCGGCCCAAACGCGCUGGUGAAUGGUGAUAUUAAUAAGCGCGCUAUUCCCCAUCCGCGGUUCCGUCUAUAUCGCUCUGUGAAAUUCGAUUUGGGAAUUUCUUUGGCAAUUCGAAAACCCUAUAAAAGCCCUUCCCAAAAUUUUACUUCUUCGAAGUCUAAACGCCCCCGGUUCACAAAUUGGAAUUCAAAAUCGGAGCUCGGGGUGAAGAACAGACAAGCACCUCCCGCCUAGGUUCCUCAGAAUGAUUUGAGCCCUGCACUCAUUAGUUCGAGGAUAUGGAUGCGAAAGAUAUACUACAAGGAUUGCCGAAGAACCAUAGCGCCAUCGCUUAUCUUCAAAACGAGAAGAAAUCCAGGCCUCCAAAAGAAUCUCAAAGAAAACCCGAUGGCAUUUCCCGAGAGGUUUAUGCGCUGACAGGUGGCUUGGCACCGCCGCUCGUGGCUUCUGUUGAUGUCAAUCAAUUUAAACGGCGAACUCAAACUGAGAACGAGAAGGUUACAUGGCAGUGGCUUCCCUUCACUAAUUCUGCCAGAAAAGAUAACUUGCAGCUGUAUCAUUGGGUUAGGGUUGUGAAUGGAGUACCACCAACGGGGGAUUAUUCUUUCGCCAAGUAUAACAAGCAUGUUGAUGUGGUCAAGUACACAGAUGAGGAGUAUGAAAAGCAUCUCACUGAUCCUAUGUGGACCAAGGAGGAGACUGAUAAGUUAUUUGACCUAUGCGAACUGUUCGAUCUCCGCUUCAUUGUGAUUGCUGAUAAGUUUCCAUCAUCACGAACUGUUGAGGAGUUGAAAGCCCGGUAUUAUAAUGUGACUCGUACGAUCUUGAUUGCCAGAGCUCCUUCUCCCGGUGAUGUUGCUGGGCACCCCCUUGUAAAGGAACAGUACAAUAUUUUGCAUGAGGUUGAGCGCAAGCGUUCAUUAUCCAUGGUUCUCUCCCAUACGAAACACCAAGAGCGAAAAGAUGCAGAGGUUCUUGCUGAAGCAAAGAAAAUAUUAGAGACUCGGAAGGCUGCAAAGGACCCUGAUGCGUUGGAACUUCCAUCCAUGCCUGAUGCUAUUCCAGAGGGAGAAGAUAAAGCUGCUGUUGUGGUUGAUUCUGCCUCUCCAACUCCAAAUAAUCAUUUAAUGACUGGUCCUGUGGCGCCCCAUGUUUCUGAAAUAGCUUCAACUGUAGCUUCUCUUCGCAGUAUGCGGGUUUAUUUGAGAACUUAUGGUUUGGAGCAAAUGGUGCAAGCUGCUAGCUCCUCCGCUGGACUUCGUACUAUUAAGCGUGUUGAACAAACUUUACAAGAUCUCGGGGUUAAUUUGAAGCCCAGGGUUCCCACUAAAGCCGUAUGUGCUGAGCAUCUUGAACUAAGAAAGGAAAUACUGACUUUAUUAAAUCUUCAAAAGCAGUUGCAAUACAAGGAGGCUGAAGGCUCAUCUUAUCGCGAUGCUUCGUAUACUGAAACACCUGGAACACCUCCUAAACGUUCUCAACGUGCUGAUCAGGAUCGUACUUUUGUUCCGGAUUCAUUCAGCUUCGGAGGUGAAAGAGGGGUUAAACGGGAUCAGAAGCGCAAGGUAUUUCUGUUAUAAGAGGUUUCGUGAUUUGUUGAAAAUAUUAUCAUCUUGUUCUAAGAUUUAUUUAGUCAAAAUGUUUAUAUUGUUUGUGGUUCUCAAGGCACCGGCUGCAAGACUCUCGGAAGCUCCGUCAUCACCUGCUCAGUCCAAAAGACCACGAAAGUUCAAAUUAGAUGGAUAACUCUGCUGGUAAAAUUCAUGCACCUUUAUUCCUUUAUAUAGUUCUGUGCUUGAUUAUCUCUUUUGGUGUAAAUAUAUGCAGAUAACUUCUAUUUAAAAUCUGAUCGUGUUUUGCCGGUUGUUUUUGUUGUGUUUGUAAAAUCUUUAAGAAUAUCUCCAUUCUGAAGGCAACUUUUUGGAUAUCUGUAUGGACAACUGUUUCAUCUCCACCUUUAUCAACUCACUUCUCGUGUGAAAUUAGAAGUUCCUAUUCGAUACAACUUCAAGCAUUUUAAAUCUUGGUUUUUGCUGAGAGGAUUGAAGGAAUAACAUAUUUACUUUGCAAUGUGUGGUUUAUCCUACUAUCCAUGCUUCUCUCUUUCUCUCCUUUCUGGGCAUGGUCUAUCUGAACUUCUUUCUGUCUUUGGUGUGGCUGUUGCUAUUAUUAUGGUUAAUCUCGUUUCUGUUUCUACCCUCUCUUUUGUCCCAUCAUCCAUAGUACUCCUUUAUGUGAUAAGAUAAAUACUCAACCCCCCUCAAGGCCAGUCAGUGUUAGGAGUGCACCUCUUUGCGGUUGAAUUCUUUUCUUUUUUUCUUUUUUGUGUUUCUAAUUCAACUUCCGUAUUUUAAGAGCGGACAAUAACGUUUGCAACCUUUGCGUUGCCAAUAAUGAAUCAUACUUAACACAAUCUAUUGACCUCUGUGCUUCGAGAAUAUUUCGACAGGCAUUUUAACAUAAUUUGUAUAUGUAGGCUUAAAAUCAAGCAUCUGAUGCUUUCCUUGUUGAGCAGGUUGAGACCGGCCGUUGACAGCACAUCCGUGCAUGUUCAGCUGUAUGGCUUGUAGCAUCUAUCUUUAGGUCAGCUGAUUUGUUAGGUAAAAUGAACUUUCUCUACCCAAUAUUUUUCUCCUGGCGGUGAUUAGAGAAUCGUUAAGGAGGCUGCUGAGAGUUUUAGGAUUUAUUGGUGAUAAUUUAGAUUUUGCCUUGAUGUAAAUAAAAUUUUCUUUCAUGAUUUCGGUUUUAGAAAAAGAUGCUUUCUUUUGGCUUCCCCCUACCACUUUCAACAACUAUAAGGGAGAAAACUUGGGGACAAUCACUUUAGCAAAUCCACCCACAUGAAUAUGCAUGAUUAUAUGCUCUCUGUUUUUAAAAAAUAAUAGUCUACGUUAAAUUUUAUAGAUUUACUUAAAAAGUACAAAUUUUGAAAAUCAGAGUAAACUAUUUUUUUGGGAUAGAUAUAGGAUAUUGUAUUUGUAUUUUAGUAUCCCAGCUCGGUUCUCUUUUUGACAUCAAGAGGAAUUUCAAGUAGAGACAUCUAAUUUCCAAAAAAAAAAAAGUAGAGACAUCUGGUGGCAGUUUUGUAAUCACACUCCUCGAAUUCUGCUCUCUUUCCAAAGUGCGCAUUAUGCUCCUCAUUGAACAAAUGGCCAUUUUUUCUCACAGCAAAUGCCAUGGCUAAUUAACCCACAUCAGUUUUAUGAUGCCAAAUUUAUCCAUAAGCUAGCCAAUUAUGUUUAAUUACGGAAAUUUCAUCUAUUUUAACGGGCUAUAGUAAAACAUUUCUAGAUUAAUAUCAUGUAUUCUAUAAUUAAUAACUUUUAUUAAAUAAUAUUCUUUUGUGGUAUUGACUCAAGACCAACAAGAAAAAUAAACAAAUUUGAUAAAUUUAUAAGAUAAUAAUUUUUUGACAAUCUCUUAUGUAAAGAAAGAAAAAGAGAGUUGGCAAUUAGAAGAAAAGUCUGUCGUACAAAGGGCAGCCGCAAUUUAGAAAAAUAAGCGGUUCAACAGAAUGUGGCCACAUCAGCGUUUUUUCUUCCUGUAACACACCCCCCUUCAACCGUGCAAUAGAAAAGGAAUUCCCUUCUAUAUAUACUAGUGAUGUCUGCGCGACCCUGGCUCAGUCUAUCUGUAGAUCUUAGAAAUAUUUAUAUUUGAAAAAAAUAAAAUUUUGUAUUUAGAGCGAUAUAUUUUAGAAAUGUUUGAAGGAUUUAGAAAUGUUUUAUAAGUGUAAUCAUAGAAAUAUUUGUAUUU
This is a messenger RNA of Oldenlandia corymbosa var. corymbosa, 4370 nucleotides long. The record is from the annotation of a GenBank genome assembly. Lineage: Eukaryota; Viridiplantae; Streptophyta; Magnoliopsida; Gentianales; Rubiaceae.